AUGUCAGCGGAGUAUGUUUUCACUUUACCACAACGAGAUAAUGUGGAUAAUGAAGAAGAUGAUUGGGAUAGAUAUUCAGAAAAUAUUCGACCAACGAGAAGAGGAAGAAAAAUUGAUGUAUUGAAAAAGAAAGCGACUGAAACAGUGACAGAAGUAGAAGCUCGUGAAAAAUUGGAUGAAUUGUUGAAAGACUUGGAAAGUGUUGAAGAUGAACAACAUAUUGAUAAAAUUCUGACAUUUUGUCAAUGGUUUGAGACAAGUUUACCAAUUGGAAGUCAUAAAUUAUAUUAUGAAUUUCUUUGGAAAAUUAUAAUUCGCGAUGGAUUUUUGGAUAAAUUUGGAAACAGCGGCAAAAUGUUGAAGAUUUGGGAGAAAAUGGCGGAUAAUAGCGCAGGACAUGCCCAUGAUAUUUAUCAAUUUGCAAUUAGCCGCAAAUCAUUGUUGACGUAAGUUUUCCCUUUGUUUUGGUUUCAAAAAUAAUGAGGUACUUUCAGAUCAGCUGCAUUAUAUGUUAGAUGGUCCCAACAUGUUGAAUUAGCUGGUGCACCAGUUGAAGCGAGAAGAGUAUUGAUUUUGGCGAAAACAAAUUGCGCAGUUCCAAUUGAAGCGAUAAACGAUGCUGAAGAUCAAUUAGAAAUGCGAGAAAUGCGAAGAUUAUUGAAUGAAAAAAGUUCGGAUGAAGAAAGCGACGAAGAAUUUGAAGAGCAAAGACAAGCUUUCACAAAUUUAGCAGUUCUCGAUGAAAAACAUACAGUUCCAAUUGUUAGAAUACCUUCAAUUGCAGCAGAUCCAACAAAAAAAUCAAUGAAAUUCGACGACAAUAAUAUUAUGAAAGUUGGAACAUCUUCAAAAAAUAAUUCAGUUCAACCAUUUGAGGUAUUUGCAUAUGCUGAUGCUGAUGACGUGGAAUAUUUGAGAAAUGUUCAUGAAUUGGGAACUGCACAUAUUGAACGAUAUGCAAUCAGAGAAUCGAAUCCAAAAUUGCAGGAAGCUUCUGUAAGUAAUUGUCCUGUGCUCUUUACAAAAAAACGGAUAAAGUGUUCUAGGUUUCUGAUGAAAUUCGAAUUGUUCCCACAAGUUCAACUUUCGAAGUUUGGACUGUUGAAGGAUCCACAAAAAACAGUGAAAAACAACCAAAAGCUCGAAUGACUAUAAAAAGAAUAUUCAAGGAUAUUUCAAUCGAGGUAAGUUAUUUUUUAUUUUUAGAAAAAUGCUCAUUCAUAAUUUGUGUAGGAAUACGUAGUGUCACUUCUCCCAAAUAUUCCAUCACUCAAUCCGCCAAUUGCUAGAACACUCAAUUUUGACGAUACUUUAUAA
Messenger RNA from Caenorhabditis angaria, 1317 nucleotides. The record is from the annotation of a GenBank genome assembly. NCBI's taxonomy places the organism in Eukaryota, Metazoa, Nematoda, Chromadorea, Rhabditida, Rhabditidae.